ACCCGAAAAAUCAAGUGACGGCGUCACAAAUUCCCCAUAGCUGAAGCGGGUUGCUCCGUCUUCAAUCAAAUCUCUGUCUCUGUAAUUCAGUUCCUUCCAAAAUCAAAUUGCUUCUUCUCUCAUUGAUAAAACGAAGGUCAAGGUUUUCCAAAUUUCUCCCCCUUCCCUCUUUCUCCAUGUCUCUCUAGAAUUUCAAAUUCCGGAGUGGUAGGUUGCUCCCCAUUUUUUCCUUACCCGUUAGGGUUCAAGUGAGAGUUGGGAGUUGGGAUUUAGGGUUUCUAGUAAUUAGCAAUAAGGAAGAUGUAUGCUGAUCGAGAGGAAGCUGAUAACAAGUUAUCCGCAAAGGACCGCCUCAAUGGCAGCUUCAGUUAUGACUCUGGUCGCCAUAGACAAAUAGCCGGAAAGAGGCAGAGACAAGAUGACAAGUGGGAGCAUGAUCUAUACGAGGAUGAUCCUCAAGUUUCAAGUCGGAAAGUUGAUGCUCGAGACCUUCGAUUGAAGCUCCAAAGGAAAGUUUUCAAAAAUAGUGGAACUCGAUCCUUUUCAGGUGUAAGGGACCUACGUGAAAAGCUAUCUGGUACUAUGAAUCCACAACCAAUGAACACUGAUCCACUAAAACCAAAAGUGGAGGCUGCCAAACCAGCCAGGAGAAGUAUUGCUGUUGGCACCCCUGCAGCAGAGAGUAAAAAAGUUGCCAACCCAGCUCCUAGAAAGAAGGCUUCACAGAAGGCUGGUCCAUCAGUGGAUGAAUUUUUGACAUCCUUGGAUCUUGAAAAAUACUCCAUCACAUUUCAGGCAGAGGAAGUUGAUAUGACAGCUCUUGUGCACAUGACUGAUGAGGACCUCAAGGCUCUAGGAAUACCGAUGGGCCCAAGGAAGAAGAUACUUUUGGCAUUGGAAUCAAGAGUAUGACGUUUGAGGGUGGAGCCAUUUCAUCGCCUUAUUUCAUCAUGUUAGUAUGAUGUAGCAGGUUUUAUUUUGAUUGGUAUCAACCUACCUGCAUGUAACUUUAUUUUACCCCUCUUACAUUUUUUUUUCCCUUUCUUUCUAGUGCGCAUCGCUGUAAGUGGCUUUCAACGUGCUCGUUAUUGAUAUAAACAUUGUGAAUUUGUUAGCUUGGAACAGCUGAAGUUUAAAUUUUAAGGAUUUACUGUCUUUUCUCCCAAAA
Pyrus x bretschneideri (Chinese white pear) is the source of this 1168-nucleotide messenger RNA. RefSeq names its product ankyrin repeat and SAM domain-containing protein 6-like. The record is from RefSeq and is a predicted model, not a curated record. NCBI's taxonomy places the organism in Eukaryota, Viridiplantae, Streptophyta, Magnoliopsida, Rosales, Rosaceae. Gene Ontology annotation, molecular function: protein binding. The coding region runs from base 301 to 912 and encodes 203 amino acids. The transcript has 6 exons.